Molecule: messenger RNA, 822 nt
Organism: Arabidopsis lyrata subsp. lyrata
Lineage: Eukaryota; Viridiplantae; Streptophyta; Magnoliopsida; Brassicales; Brassicaceae
Exons: 1
Coding region: 189-599 (136 amino acids)
Source: RefSeq, a predicted model, not a curated record
UCUAAGUAUAUAUAAUUAAGUGUAGGGAUGGGCAAUACAAUUUUUUCGACAUAUGUAUGACUUAGUCUAUGAUUGUUUAAAAUAUAAAAAUGCAGCCAAUGGUUUGAUUACAGCUAAAAAGACAGUUUCGUAUUGGCUUCUAUUACAUCAAAAUUCGAAACCCUUAAACUCUGUUUCAAGCUUUUGUAAUGGAAGUUGGACAAGCGAAUCCGCUUCUUGGUGGUGAAUCGUCUUGCUGUUCCAACAGUACCGCUAAAUCCUCCUGGUGGCAUCGAAUUCACAGCAACCACGAGGAGACACGGUGGUGGGUCCGAGCGUUUCUAAAGAUCCGAGAAUGGUCGGAGAUCGUGGCUGGGCCACGGUGGAAGACUUUCAUUCGUCGAUUCAACCGCGAUCCUCGCCGCGGCCGAGACUGGGACGAUAGCGACAAAUUCCGAUACGAUCCUGCGAGUUACACUUUGAGUUUCGAAGAUGAAGACAAAGACGACGACGACGAAGCUGGAUUUGGUGGAGCCAGAAGCUUCUCGAUGCGCUACGCUUCUGUCCCCGUUGCUUCAGGUACAACUCCUGCCGUCAAAAGCGUUGACGCCGUGAAAUGAUGAUAUCUCUUGGGGAGAGUUUGAAAAGUCUCUGGCGUUGUUUAUUUAUUUACGUCAAGUUUGGUUUGAUUUAUUAUUUAUCGUUGAAAGUUACUCCUCUUUCAACGUGUCAUGUAAAAUAUAUCACAACGGUCUAAUAUUUUGAUUUGAUUAUAUUUCUGUUUUCUAAGGACCGAAUAUUGUAUAAUGUUGUUGAGAAAAAGUAACGAGGUUUCUUUGUUAA